Molecule: messenger RNA, 1210 nt
Organism: Dioscorea cayenensis subsp. rotundata (Guinea yam)
Lineage: Eukaryota; Viridiplantae; Streptophyta; Magnoliopsida; Dioscoreales; Dioscoreaceae
Product: uridylate kinase
Exons: 6
Coding region: 30-1022 (330 amino acids)
Biological process (GO): UDP biosynthetic process
Cellular component (GO): cytoplasm
Molecular function (GO): UMP kinase activity
Source: RefSeq, a predicted model, not a curated record
UCUUCGCCCCGAGUCUGAGCUUCACUCUCAUGGCCAUCUCCUCUCCUUCUCUUCUCGUAUCCUCUCACCCUUCUUCUCUUCCUCUCUUCUCUCGCUUCGAACCCAAGCUAAUAGCAAUGCCUUCCUUUCCCUUUACUUCUCCGCCUCCUCUUCGUCUCCUUCCCAUCCGCUCCUCCACCUCCCAAGCUGGCCCUCUCUUUCAAGACCCCAACAAUCGGACCUUGUUCCCUUUCGGCGAUGAGAAGCACUCCAUGCCCACGCCCUCUCACCGAUGGCAGCGCGUGCUCCUCAAAGUCAGUGGAGAAGCACUCGCCGGUGACCACAAGGAAAACAUCGAUCCCAAGAUUACUAUGGCCAUCGCUAGGGAAGUAGCCUCUGUUACCCGGCUUGGCAUUGAGGUUGCUAUAGUGGUCGGAGGAGGCAACAUCUUUCGCGGAGCUUCUUGGGCGGGGUGUAGUGGCCUUGAUCGAUCUUCUGCUGAUUAUAUUGGCAUGUUGGCAACAGUUAUGAAUGCGAUAUUCUUGCAAGCGACGAUGGAGAGCAUUGGAAUCCCUACUCGUGUCCAGACUGCAUUUCGCAUGUCAGAAGUAGCAGAGCCAUACAUAAGAAGAAGGGCUGUUAGACAUUUGGAGAAAGGAAGAGUUGUGAUAUUUGCUGCUGGAACUGGCAACCCAUUCUUCACCACUGAUACCGCUGCUGCUCUUCGUUGUGCCGAAAUUAAUGCAGAGGUAGUCCUCAAAGCAACAAAUGUUGAUGGAGUCUACGACGAAGACCCAAAGAUCAACCCAAAUGCCCGUCUUCUUGACAAUCUAAGCUACCUUGAUGUAACCACAAAGGACCUCUCUGUAAUGGACAUGACUGCGAUCACAUUGUGCCAAGAAAAUAACAUUCCUGUUGUUGUUUUCAAUAUAAAUAAACCGGGAAACAUCGCAAAGGCGAUCAUUGGUGAAAGGGUUGGCACCUUGAUUGGAGCGAAAGAGAAUGAACCACUAAGAAGUGAACAUGCAGUUGUAAGUGACUGAAUCUUCUUAUGCUUUCCACUGUUUUGCAAUGGUUCAAAGGGAUACCAUGGAGGUCCAAUGCCUUCCAACUUAGAUGAUUUCUUAGCUUUUGAAACUAAGUAAAUGUUGGCUCUUGAAUCUCUGUACAUGAAUGUUCAAUAACAAGUUACAUUUUAAUAAAGUUGUUAAUAGUGUUUCUUUUUAUUGAA